Messenger RNA from Nicrophorus vespilloides, 7791 nucleotides. RefSeq names its product spectrin alpha chain. Gene Ontology annotation, biological process: actin cytoskeleton organization. The coding region runs from base 291 to 7610 and encodes 2439 amino acids. The record is from RefSeq and is a predicted model, not a curated record. Gene Ontology annotation, molecular function: calcium ion binding; actin filament binding. NCBI's taxonomy places the organism in Eukaryota, Metazoa, Arthropoda, Insecta, Coleoptera, Silphidae. The transcript has 14 exons. Gene Ontology annotation, cellular component: cell projection; cortical actin cytoskeleton; plasma membrane.
AUGCGACCAGCGCCAGUCUUCGGCUGGACGUUCGUGAGGUCACUCACAUCCUACGGUAUUAUGUCAUCGCCGUAAUUAAGCCCAUCGGCAAUUGGGUGACCACUCAUCGGGCAAAUAUUCUCGACGUUUCAUAAUUCAUCGCAAGUCUCGCAGAUAAGAUUACAAUCUCGACUGGAUAAUAUACAGUUGUUGAUUUAGUUCACGCCUAGAAUAUAGUUGUGUGCAUCGACCGAAAUAUACAUAUAUACCUUCGUCAGAAUUGAUAGUUUUUUUUAUAAUUUAUUUUAAACAUGGAUCAAAUCCCUCCACCGAAGGAGGUGAAAAUCCUCGAGACAGCUGAGGAUAUUCAAGAGCGUAGGCAGCAGGUUUUAACGCGUUACGAUCACUUCAAGCAGGAUGCAAGGGCGAAGAGGGAGAAACUCGAAGACGCUCGCCGAUUCCAGUAUUUCAAGCGCGAUGCUGACGAGCUGGAGUCGUGGAUCUUGGAGAAGCUCAAGGCCGCUUCAGAUGAGAGUUACAAAGAUCCGACUAAUCUGCAGGCGAAGAUCCAGAAGCACCAGGCCUUCGAGGCCGAGGUAGCCGCUCACAGCAAUGCGAUCGUCGUUCUGGAUAACACCGGCAAGGAGAUGAUCAACCAGAACCAUUACGAGUCGGAGACUAUUAGGAAGCGUCUGGAGGAGUUGCACCGCUUGUGGGAGCAGUUGCUCUCCAAGUUGGCCGAGAAGGGAAUGAAGUUGCAACAGGCGUUGGUGCUUGUUCAGUACAUCAGACAGUGCGAUGAGGUCAUGUUCUGGAUCAAGGAUAAGGGCAUGUUCUUGACGACCGAGGAGUUCGGUCACGAUUUGGAGCAUGUCGAGGUUCUGCAGAGGAAGUUCGAUGAGUUCCAGAAGGACAUGGCUUCGCAGGAAUACCGCGUCGUCGAAGUUAACGAAUUGGCGGAGAAGCUUCUCCACGAUGGACACCCAGACAGGGACACGAUUGUUAACAGGAAGGAGGAAUUGAACGAGGCUUGGCAGAAGCUGAAGCAGAUGGCACUUAUGCGUCAGGAUAAGCUGUACGGAGCGCACGAGAUUCAGCGCUUCAACCGUGACGCUGACGAAACUGUCGCAUGGAUCGCCGAGAAGGACGUCGUUUUGUCUUCAGAUGAUUACGGCAGAGACUUGGCGAGCGUGCAGACUCUGCAGAGGAAGCACGAAGGCGUCGAGAGGGAUUUGGCUGCUUUGGAAGAUAAGGUCACCACCCUUGGAAAGGAAGCGGACAGAUUGUGCGGAAUUCACGCCGAUCAUGCCGAGCAGAUCCAAGCCAAACGCGAUGAGAUCGAGGAUUACUGGCAGAGCCUCACUGCCAAGGCCAAGGAGCGCAGGGAAAAGUUGGACGAGUCGUACUUCCUGCACAGAUUCUUGGCUGAUUUCAGGGAUCUGGUUUCCUGGAUCAAUGACACGAAAGCCGUCAUCUCUGCCGAUGAAUUAGCUAAAGAUGUAUCCGGCGCUGAAGCUCUGUUGGAAAGGCACCAAGAACACCGUGGUGAGAUCGAUGCGCGCGAAGACAGUUUUGCAGCUACCAUCAAAGCCGGCCAACAAUUGCUGGAACGGGGACAUUACGCAACGGACGAAGUCAAAGAGAAACUCUCGACUUUGGAAUCCGACAAGAAAUCGCUGCUGGCUCUGUGGGAGGAGCGCAGAAUCUUGUACGAACAAUGCAUGGAUUUGCAAUUGUUCUACCGCGAUACCGAACUUGCCGACACAUGGAUGGCCAAGCAGGAAGCUUUCCUGGCCAACGAAGAUCUAGGCGAUUCCUUGGACUCAGUGGAAGCUUUGAUCAAGAAACACGAAGAUUUCGAAAAAUCCCUUGCUGCCCAAGAGGAGAAAAUCAAGGCCUUAGACGAAUUCGCAACGAAACUGAUCGAUGGCGAGCAUUACGCCGCUGACGAUGUAGCCCAAAGACGUUCUAUGCUGUUGGAAAGACGUUCCGAAUUGAAAGAAAAAUCAGCGCAAAGGAAGUCCUUGCUGCAAGAUGCAUCCAAAUUGCAGCACUUCGAGCGCGACUGCGACGAAACCAAGGGAUGGAUCAACGAGAAACUCAAGUUUGCCACCGACGAGAGUUACUUGGAUCCAACCAAUCUUGGCGGUAAAUGGCAGAAGCACCAGAACUUCCAGCAGGAGUUGAACGCCAACAGGACUAGAAUGGAAGAAAUCACGUCUACCGGCGAAGAGUUAAUCGAAGCCAAACAUUACGCAGCUCCACGUAUUCAAUCUCGCAUGGAUGAGAUCGUAAAACUGUGGGAGACUCUAGUGCAGGCCACCGGCAAAAAGGGAUCUAAAUUGGAGGAAGCAAACCAGCAGCAACAGUUCAACAGAACCAUCGAAGAUGUCGAGCUGUGGCUCUCCGAGAUCGAAGGACAACUGAUGUCUGAAGACUACGGCAAGGAUUUGACUUCUGUUCAAAAUCUGCAAAAGAAACAUGCCCUCCUCGAGGCCGACGUUGGCUCCCAUCAAGAUCGUAUCGAAGGAAUCAAGUCUGCGGCCAAUCAAUUCGUCGAAGGCGGACAUUUCGAUGCCGACAAUAUUGCGCACAAGCAAAAGAUCUUGACCGAUCGUUAUUCCGCUUUGCAAACACCGAUGGCUGUCAGGAAGCAGCGUCUGUUGGACUCUCUUCAAGUGCAACAACUCUUCAGAGACAUCGAGGAUGAAGAAGCGUGGAUCAGGGAGAAGGAACCGAUCGCUGCCAGCACCAACCGAGGACGCGAUUUGAUCGGAGUUCAGAAUUUGAUCAAGAAACAUCAAGCCGUCUUAGCCGAGAUUAAUAACCACGAUGCUAGGAUUUCCGCCGUUCUUGAAGCCGGAAAGCAGAUGAUGGAGGAUGAACACUUUGCCAGCGAAGAGAUCCGUAAUCGCGUUACCGCCCUCAAUGAUCACUGGGUUCAGCUGAAGGACAAAGCGAGCCAGCGCAAACAAGACUUGGAGGAUUCCCUUCAAGCCCACCAAUACUACGCCGAUGCCAACGAGGCAGAAUCCUGGAUGAAGGAAAAGGAACCCAUCGUGAGCAGCAUGGAUUACGGAAAGGACGAAGAUUCUUCAGAAGCUUUACUUAAGAAGCACGAAGCUUUGAUGAGCGACUUGAACGCUUUCGGCAACACCAUCGAAGCUUUGAAGGAUCAAGCGCAAAGUUGCAGACAACAAGAACCCCCAGUCGUCGAUGUCACCGGAAAGGAAGCAGUCGUUGCUCUUUACGACUACACUGAAAAAUCACCAAGGGAAGUAUCCAUGAAGAAGGGCGAUCUUCUUACUUUACUCAAUUCCAAUAACAAGGAUUGGUGGAAAGUUGAAGUUAACGAUCGCCAAGGAUUCGUUCCCGCUGCUUACGUGAAGAAGGUCGAGGCUGGUCUCACUGCAUCCCAGCAGAACCUCGUCGAUAACAAUUCGAUCUCUGCUCGUCAAGCACAGAUCAACUCUCAAUACGAAAGGUUGAUUGGGUCCGCUCGAGAACGUCAAAACAAGCUGAACGAAACCGUGAAAGCUUACGUUUUGGUCCGCGAAGCCGCCGAGCUUACCACCUGGAUUAAGGACAAAGAGAUGCACGCCCAAGUGCAAGACGUCGGCGAGGAUUUGGAACAAGUGGAGGUUAUGCAGAAGAAGUUCGAUGAUUUCCAGACCGACCUGAAGGCAAACGAAGUGCGUUUGGCCGAGAUGAACGAAAUCGCCAUGCAAUUGGUUACAUUGGGACAGACCGAAGCAGCUCUGAAGAUCCAGACCCAGAUGCAAGAUUUGAACACCAAAUGGGGUUCUUUGCAGAAGUUGACCGCCGAAAGGGCCGACCAACUGGGAUCUGCCCACGAGGUUCAGCGCUUCCAUCGCGAUGUCGAUGAGACCAAGGAUUGGAUUCAGGAGAAGGACGAAGCCUUGAACAACGACGAUUUGGGUAAAGAUUUGCGCAGCGUCCAGGCUCUGCAAAGGAAGCACGAAGGUUUGGAGCGCGAUUUGGCUGCUCUUGGUGAUAAGAUUAAACAAUUAGACGAGACUGCCAAUCGUUUGAUGCAAACUCAUCCAGAAACCGCUGAAACUACCUUCGCCAAGCAGAAGGAAAUCAAUGAAGAAUGGACCCAGCUGACGGCUAAGGCUAACAGUCGCAAGGAGAAAUUGUUGGAUUCCUACGACCUUCAAAGAUUCUUGAACGACCAUCGCGAUCUCUUGGCUUGGAUCAAUUCCAUGCUGGGUCUGGUCAGUUCAGAAGAACUCGCCAACGACGUGACCGGCGCCGAGGCUUUGAUCGAACGUCACCAGACUCUCAGAUCAGAAUUAGAUGCACGUUACGGAUAUAUUAUACCACAGGAACACCGCACCGAAAUCGACGCCAGAGCUGGAACAUUUUUGGCUUUGGAACAGUUCGGACAGCAACUGCUUAGCUCCAACCAUUACGCCAGUCCCGAGAUCCAAGAGAAACUCGAAGACCUCAACCAAGCCAGGGAGGAAUUGGAGCGCGCCUGGAUUCAACGCAGAGUCCAGCUCGACCAAAACUUGGACUUGAACUUGUAUUAUCGCGACUGCGAGCAAGCCGAAAACUGGAUGUCCGAUCGUGAAGCUUUCUUGGCUUCCGAAGAAGUAGACUCCAAGGGCGAUAACGUCGAGGCUCUUAUCAAGAAGCACGAAGAUUUCGACAAAGCUAUCAAUGCACAUGAAGAGAAGAUAGCCGCUUUGCAAACUUUGGCCGAUCAAUUGAUCAACAACGAGCACUACGCUUCGCAACAGAUUGACGAUAAGAGGAAGCAAGUUUUGGAUAGGUGGAGGCACUUGAAGGAGGCUCUCAUCGAGAAGCGUUCGAAACUGGGAGAAAGUCAAACCCUGCAACAGUUCUCCAGAGAUGCCGAUGAAAUUGAGAACUGGAUCGCGGAGAAACUGCAACUGGCAACUGAAGAGAGCUACAAGGAUCCAGCCAACAUUCAAUCCAAACACCAGAAGCACCAAGCCUUCGAGGCUGAGCUGGCUGCAAACGCCGACAGGAUUCAAUCAGUGUUGGCCAAUGGAAACACCUUGAUCGACAAGAGACAAUGCGCCGGAUCCGAGGAAGCCGUUCAAAGGCGUUUGGAAUCUAUCGCCGAACAAUGGGAGUAUUUGACCCAAAAGAGUAGCGAGAAGCUGUUGAAGCUCAAAGAAGCCAACAAGCAAAGGACUUAUAUUGCUGCUGUUAAAGAUUUGGACUUCUGGUUGGGCGAAGUUGAGAGUUUGUUGACCAGCGAAGAUGCCGGCAAAGAUUUAGCUUCUGUUCAGAAUCUGAUGAAGAAGCAUCAAUUGGUCGAGGCCGACAUCCAAGCUCACGAGGAGAGAAUCAAGGAUAUGAACGAGCAAGCCGAUUCUCUCAUUGAAAGUGGCCAAUUCGACACUGCCAGCAUUCAGGAGAAGAGGCAAUCGAUUAAUGAACGCUACCAGAGAAUCAAGAAUUUGGCCGCCCAUCGUCAAGCCAGAUUGAACGAAGCCAACACUUUGCAUCAAUUCUUCAGGGAUAUUGCCGACGAGGAAUCCUGGAUCAAGGAAAAGAAACUGUUGGUUGGUUCCGAUGAUUACGGUCGCGAUUUGACCGGUGUCCAGAACUUGAAGAAGAAACAUAAGAGGUUGGAAGCUGAGCUCGGUUCUCACGAACCGGCCAUCCAAGCCGUUCAGGAAGCUGGUGAAAAACUAAUGGACGUUUCCAACUUGGGCGUUCCAGAGAUCGAGCAGCGCUUGAAGGCUUUGAACCAGGCCUGGGCUGAGCUUAAGCAGUUGGCAGCUAACCGUGGUCAAAAGUUGGACGAGUCAUUGACAUACCAACAAUUUUUGGCUACUGUUGAAGAAGAGGAGGCAUGGAUCAGCGAGAAACAGCAAUUGCUCUCUGUAGAAGACUACGGCGACACCAUGGCUGCUGUACAAGGUUUACUCAAGAAACACGAUGCGUUUGAGACCGACUUCCAAGCUCACCGUAACCGCUGCAGCGACAUUGGCGAUGCCGGUAAGAACUUGAUUUCCGAAGGAAAUCAUCACGGAGAUAGCAUCAGCCAACGUUGCCAGCAAUUGCAAUCAAAACUGGCCCAUUUGGAUCAGUUGGCCGCUCGACGCAAGGCCAAGCUUGUCGACAACUCUGCUUACUUGCAAUUCAUGUGGAAGGCUGACGUUGUUGAGAGCUGGAUCGCCGACAAGGAAACCCAUGUCAAGAGCGAGGACUUCGGAAGGGAUUUGUCUUCUGUGCAGACUUUGCUCACCAAGCAGGAGACCUUCGAUGCUGGUUUGACCGCUUUCGAGCAUGAGGGAAUUCAAAACAUCACCGCCCUCAAGGAUCAACUCAUCGCCGCCAAUCACGAUCAACAGAAGACGAUCCUGGACAGACACCUCACCGUCAUCGAAAGAUGGCAAAAACUUUUGGGCGACUCCGAUGCCCGGAAGCAACGCCUCUUACUCAUGCAGGACCAGUUCCGCCAGAUCGAGGAUCUGUUCUUGACAUUCGCUAAACGCGCUUCCGCUUUCAACUCGUGGUUCGAGAACGCUGAAGAGGAUCUGACUGAUCCGGUCCGUUGCAAUUCCAUCGAGGAGAUCAAGGCUCUGAAGGAGGCGCACGCCCAGUUCCAAGCCUCCCUGUCUUCCGCCCAAGCAGACUUCGAAGCUUUGGCAGAGUUGGACAAGAAAAUCAAGAGCUUCAAUGUCGGCCCGAAUCCUUACACCUGGUUCAACAUGGAAGCUUUGGAAGAGACCUGGAGAAACCUGCAGAAGAUCAUCGAAGAGAGGGACAUCGAAUUAGGUAAGGAGGCGCAACGUCAAGAGGAGAACGAUCUGCUGAGGAAGGACUUCGCCAAACACGCCAACGCUUUCCACCAAUGGCUCACCGAAACUCGUUACCGCAUUCUUGGUUGGGAUGGUACGUCUAUGAUGGAAGGUUCUGGAUCUCUGGAGCAACAGUUGGACGCAACGAAACGCAAGGCUGCUGAAGUCAGAGCUAGACGCUCCGAUUUGAAGAAGAUCGAAGAUUUGGGCGCAAUCCUAGAAGAGCAUUUGAUUUUGGACAACAGAUACACGGAACACUCGACUGUCGGUCUCGCCCAGCAGUGGGAUCAAUUGGAUCAGCUGGGAAUGAGGAUGCAGCACAACUUGGAACAGCAGAUUCAGGCUCGCAAUCAAUCCGGAGUCUCGGAGGAUGCCCUCAAGGAAUUCUCCAUGAUGUUCAAGCAUUUCGACAAGGAAAAGUCCGGUAAAUUGAACCACGGCGAGUUCAAGAGCUGCUUGAGAGCCUUGGGUUACGAUCUGCCCAUGGUGGAGGACGGACAACCUGAUCCAGAGUUCGAUGCAAUUCUGGAUGUUGUCGACCCGAACCGCGACGGAUACGUUUCCCUGCAAGAGUACAUGGCAUUCAUGAUCAGCAAGGAGACGGAGAACGUGCAAAGCUCUGAAGAGAUUGAGAAAGCCUUCAGAGCCAUCACCGCCGGCGAUAGACCGUACGUCACCAAAGAAGAAUUAUAUGCUAAUCUUACCAAGGAAAUGGCGGAUUAUUGCGUGGAUCGUAUGAAACCUUUCGUGGAGCCCAAGACGGAAAGACCUAUUGCAGGGGCUCUCGACUACAUUGACUUCACCCGAACCCUAUUCCAAAAUUAAAAAAUCUAUAUAAUCACAGAAAUUUCUAUUUAAGCAUGCACACAGCAUUAAAUUCUCCUAUAGACGAUUCUAUAUUAUAAUUCAGACUUCAAUUCUAGGUGGCUUUAGAAUUACGGCUGACAAAGUGUAUUGAUUGAGCUAACAAAUGUAGCUGCUAAUGCAAUAUAAAAAUGAAAACAUA